AUGAAUCGAACAUUCUUCAACUUGACAAAAAUCGCCAAAGCUGAAUAUCGGGAAGACCUUGUCACCAUUUGGUUUCUCUACAAGGCUUUGUUUACCAGCGGUGCAGUUCUUAACGUCACGGUGGUGUAUGUCUUGCUUCGAGGCGGAAGAAUACGACAAAAUAUUUCUUGCUUUCUGGUGUUCCACUUGUCUGUUACUCAUUUAUUAUUUCACACAACGAUUCCGUUGGUUUGGAAAAUUCAUGGCCAUAGGGGAACCUCUUUAUCUUGUAAGAUUCUUACGAGUCUUGAUCUCGCUUGUGCCGCAGCUAUAUUUAACAGUAUGCUUGCGAUUGCCUGGGAUAGGUACAGAAACAUUAUGCGACCUUUCAAGAGCCUCGCUCCAAGAAGUGCCAAAGUGUACCUUAUGCUCACUGCCGCCAUUUGGAUCUAUGCACUCGUAACGUCACUACCUUUCUUGUUUAGCGCGAGGACAUACACUGAAGUUUUUUGCCCAAAAGGAACCAGUCCGCGUAAUGGAACAUGCCAAAAAAUAAUUUUCUGUCACAUGCCUGCAGACUGGAUAACAAAGCUGUCAAGAACGACAUACUUUAUUCUGGCAUUCGUUAUUCCUUUCAUCUAUAUUUUCUUUGCCUAUACAAAGAUUGCUUUUAGUUUGUGGAAGAGAAGCAAAAACGGUAAAAUUCACAUCGCUGUUGCUAAACGUAAAGUGAAGUCCACUCGCUUGAUGAGUAUUGCCGUUUGUGGCCUCGUAUUUUGUUGGGGACCAAAGUUCUUUGUAGACUUGCUCACCGUGUAUGGAGUUUUCGAUGAAAAGUUCUUCGUAUUGCAAAUUAUUAGUUAUUUAGCGCAGAUGUCAAGCUCUUCGAUAAAUCCUGGAGUGAGAAAUAAAUUCCUUGAUGACCUUGAGGAUUUUAUGAGCAGUUUGAGCAAUUUAAGCCUUUUUGACCGAAUGAGACAAUCUACUCUGAAAUAUGUGUAUUUCCUGAAUGCUUGGAGCUCAUCGCACUGUGCAGAUGCAAAUUCAACCGAUUUGGCCUUGCUCUCUGACGAUGAAUCGUCGCCAUGA
This is a messenger RNA of Pocillopora damicornis (cauliflower coral), 1068 nucleotides long. Its product is annotated as substance-P receptor-like. The record is from RefSeq and is a predicted model, not a curated record. Gene Ontology annotation, biological process: G protein-coupled receptor signaling pathway; cellular response to hormone stimulus. Lineage: Eukaryota; Metazoa; Cnidaria; Anthozoa; Scleractinia; Pocilloporidae. Gene Ontology annotation, cellular component: plasma membrane. Gene Ontology annotation, molecular function: peptide binding; G protein-coupled receptor activity.